CGGCCGUGGAGGCCCCUCCCUGGCCGCGCGACCCCAGGACGGCCUGGAGUCCGGAUGACACAGGUCGGUCCUCUUCGCUCCUGCUCUUAGGGCCACCACCCCAGGGAGCAAGUGCCCCGGGCGCAGGUGCCGACCUCGGGCGCUCUCUGGGGUGGCCGGGGCACGGGUGCAAGUCCCAGCGCCCUGCAGGUGGCGGGGCCGGCCGUCCGGCUCCCUCGGCCUCGAUGAGUCAAAGUUUGCUGCAGCCGCGGGCCCGCUCACGAGCGUCAGAUUGUCCCUGACUCACUGACCAUUCUUGGCAUUCGUCUGCGUCCUGAACCAUGACUCGGAUCUCUCCAGGUGUCGUUUGCAAGCCACACACUUUAAUAGUUUCCGACCUCACCAAGUGCAAGGUCACAUGCCGAGGUGCCCGACUCAGGAUCCCCUCCCUCCGCCCUCUUUCCUGGAGCAUAUAUGCCGCCAAGGCAAGAGGGCACCUCACUCGCUCUACAGGGAGCAAGGCCACCUGGCCUGUAUACAGCGAAGUCUUCAUCCUCCGGCUCGCGCGCGGUCGGCUGCACCGAGGGACUUGUCACUUUAAGAGAGUUCGCGCUUCUUAAAGGGCUGAGGCCCGAGCCGCAGCCAACCCUCGCGAGAACUGCAGCCCCCGGCGGUUUCUCGCGAUGUCUGGCCCGGCCAAGGGUGGCCAUUUUGGAGUCCCCCGGGCGGCUGGUUGCCCCGGCGGCGUCUGCCCACCUGCUGCCGGGACCCGGGCUGGCCGCGCCGCUGCCCGGAGCUGCACCCACACGAUGUGGCGGCUCCGCUGCAAGGCCAAGGAUGGCACCCAUGUGUUGCAGGGCUUGUCCAGCCGGACCCGAGUGCGGGAGCUCCAGGGCCAGAUUGCCGCCAUCACCGGGAUCGCGCCGGGCUGUCAGCGGAUCCUCGUGGGGUACCCGCCCGAGGGCCUGGAUCUCAGCGACGAGGACACCGUUCUAGGGGAUCUGCCCAUCCAGUCCGGCGACAUGCUGAUCGUGGAAGAAGACCAAACCAGGCCCAAAAAGUCGCCUACAUUCACAAAACAUGGUGCUCCCAGUUACGUCAGGGAACCUUUGCCCGUGCUUAGCAGAACUGUGGUCCCAGCAGACAACUCUUGCCUCUUUACCAGUGUGUACUAUGUCGUGGAAGGAGGAGUGUUGAAUCCUGCUUGCGCCCCUGAGAUGAGACGCCUCAUAGCACAAAUCGUAGCAAGCGAUCCAGACUUCUAUAGCGAGGCAAUACUGGGAAAGACGAAUCAAGAGUACUGUGACUGGAUCAAAAGGGAUGACACCUGGGGAGGAGCUAUUGAGAUAUCAAUUCUGUCUAAGUUUUAUCAAUGUGAAAUCUGUGUAGUGGAUACACAGACAGUAAGAAUUGACCGUUUUGGGGAAGAUGCAGGAUACACCAAAAGGGUCCUGCUUAUUUAUGAUGGCAUUCACUAUGAUCCGCUUCAGCGGAACUUCCCUGACCCAGACACCCCGCCUCUGACCAUUUUCUCCUCUAAUGAUGAUAUUGUUCUUGUACAAGCACUGGAAUUAGCAGAUGAAGCCAGAAGAAAGAGACAGUUUACUGAUGUAAACCGCUUCACCCUGAGGUGCAUGGUAUGUCAGAAGGGAUUAACUGGACAAGCAGAAGCAAGGGACCAUGCCAAGGAGACAGGCCAUACCAACUUUGGAGAAGUGUGAUCUAUGCAUGAUGAGGAUUGCCGCCUACUACCUCACAGAUCCAGAAGGCUCUGGGUUUUCCAAUAAGCUAUUUGUAACCCUUAAAGAACAAAGGACACAAUGCUUGAACCAUCUUUUUAACUUAAAACCACUAAGACACUGAAAUUCCUUGUUAAGAUUAAAAUUAGUGUGCAAGUUUACAGGUGUGUGUCUACAGUGGUGAUACAUCCAUGCCCUUUCUCUGCUGGGGUGACAGAAGCGGUGGUCCUUGCUACCUACCGACAGUAACCUGAGGAGUUGAAUCUUAGUACCGUAAACUGGCACCCAGCAGCAUUAACCUGUUAGAAGAAAACAACUUCGUAUUUUGAGUAAUGCGGAAGGCCUCACAUGAGGCCACUGGACAUAAACCACAGUGUCUCCGUAAUUGAAUCCUUUUAAAAACUCUGCCUGAGUUAAUAUUGUUUCUAAAUUAUGAAUUGAUUCCUCAAAUGAAGACACUCAGAAUUGUCAAAAUCAAUUUUAUAUUGCAAUUUGGUAGACUUUAUAAAUGUGUACUUAACCAGUUAUAAGUACAUUGCAAGCAAUUUUUACAGGGAUGAGUGCGUUCCUUAAGAAUAUUACCUAAGGAACUGAUAGUGCCCAAUUUAAGAUUUCUAGUGUAUAAAAGCAGAAUGUAUGAGGGAAAAGGUGCCUGAGCAGCUUACUAAAGCUUUAAAAGACCGUCGGCCUCGUGUUUUAACACAACUCAUUUAUUGAUGUUUGUCACGUUGGAUAAAAAUUUUAAAUUAAGCAGGGUAUUUAUUUUUUAAUUGAAGUUUCUUGAAAUUUGAGUGCUUGGUUUUUGCUUUUUUACAUAAAGAGUUGUCUGGAGGGAUUAACUUUUCUCAGCUUUUUCUCCAACUCCUAAAAAACAAGUCUUCAUCUAAAGUGAUAAUGCUGUGCUCUGACUUGGUUUUUGUGAGAUCUUUGGCUUACCUAAACAGUAUCCUUUUUUCAUGCCAGCCUUAUCUGGCCACUGAUGUGCUUUUGAGUAAUUUAAUGUUUCUGCAAAUUAGCACUUUGCUCAUCUACAAUCUUUGACUUUCGGAGAGUUUUAAAGUAGUUGGGAUAAUAAUGUUGAAUGAAUUUAUUUCACUUCCAAAAUAACGACAGUUUUUAAAUCCUUGCCUUAUUUAACAGCUCUUUUGGAAUUCUGCUUCUUCCUAAUAAUAGACGUGUAGUCAUUUGCUUGGUGGGCUAACCUGCAAGACACAUCCUCUAAAAUUAGCUCCACCAUGAGAUCUUCCAGAUAAAAGUUUUCUACCUCUUUUCGUAAUUCUUCUGAAGAUCAGGGAUGCUAAAUUAUAAUUUGUUAUGUAUUAUCUCACAGAAUGUGAAGAGGCUUAGUGUUGUGAAGUUUUGUUAUCUCGGUCUCAUUUUUUGAUGAAGUAUCUCACUUACAAAACCGAUGGUAUACUUUAAAGCACUUCUGGCUCUUUCAGCAUAUCUUCUUGGCAAAUGUUUUAAAAUUGAGAUUUACUUUUAGCACUUUCACGUGGUGGAGGUGGCCAUAUAAAAUUAAGGAGCAUGUGAACAAUUCAGUGAACAAGUUCCUUUAAGGAAGAAUUCCCAAAGUAUGCUUGAAAUCAUUAGGUGACAUUUCUUGAGUACCUAUUUUGUGAAUAGCUGCUUGAGAUAUAAGUUACCGAUCGUUGUAACUUAAAAGUGUUUUUCUAUUUUACUGAGCCUUAAAAAUAGCACUUGUGAACUUGCGAUAACGUUUGGCAAUCAUAAUAUGUACAAAUGAGUGUGUUUGAAAAUCUCUUUGUACCUGGCUGUCUUCUUGGUCUAAAGAUUUUUCUAUCCCUUAUUCUACCCCACCCCACCCCUCCCCCGAAAAUAAUUACACUUAAAACUAGAAGUUAAGAGUAUACCACGGGGUAACAUACAUCAAAUUGAGCUUUACACAUCAUUAUUCAUAAAGCUUGCCUUUCUGUCUUUAGGUACUUCAGGAGCCAAACUUGACAUUUGUUUACUGGAAUUUAGAGAAGUUUGUUCAUGCAACAAAUAUUUAUUGGGUAAUUUAUAAUGUACCAGGCAUGUAUUGAUCUGUUUUCCAACAUAAAUUUCUGUCACUUUAAAAUUGAGUAUAUUUUAUCUACAUUGGAUUAAUUUAACAAAUAGAAAUAGAACAUGGUAUUUUAUAAAAGUAAACAUUUACAUUUUAAGUGUUUUUGUUUGCGUAUUUAAGCUUCUCCUUUUAUAGCAAGUGUCAGAUAUUCCGGGGAUCAUACUCAAUUUUACCUGUUAUCUAGGAUGUCCGUUCACCAACUGGACACUGAUAGUCAAAUGGCUCUCAGUAAUGAGUUCUAAAUUAAUCAGUUGCUGAAAUUCAGCACUAGGACUUGAAUGUUCUGAUCAUGGAAAAUCCAAGAUGAUGCAUUAUUUGCAGGCAAUGUGAUUUAGUUCCUGCGGAUUAAAAAACCUAAACUUGUGCUCUUUCUAAAACUCAAGCUUAUAAACCUCACAGAAUCUAAAGAUUUUUUUUAAUUGCACUUAUGAAACUCUUGAAAUUAGUUUAUUAAUGUGUGUAAAUUCUAAUCUUCAGAAUUUUGAAAGCCUAUGGAUUUAGUACUUGCAGCAGGAUCCAAAACUUUUUCUUAAAUUUGCACUUGAGCAGAAUGAAACCUUUCUCCCUAUUUAUUCCGUUUUUGAGUGCCAUACCAGAAUAUUUUUUUAAUUCAAAUAAGGAUAGUUUACAUUAGUGGCUGAGUGAAGGAAAAUUACACUUUCCUGUCCCCCACUCCUCUUUUAUUUUUUCUUUCCCUUAACUCUUCUUUGGAUUUAGAGAUUUGGUAUAUGGCAGUGAAGAUGCACUUCUAGGUAGAAUGUUUUCAGAGGUUAAAAUUAAUAUCCCUGGGAAUUUUGUGAUGUGAUAGCCAUAUAAGGCCAUCAGUGUGGUACAUUCUUAGUUAAUCAUUCCUAGUUGAUUUCUUGAUUAUUUCGCAUUAAUGAAAAUUAGCAUAGUCAAGGGGUACCCUUGAAAGUUUGGCUGCUGGUCAGCUUGACCCUAUUGGCAAAAACUAAUAUAAUCAUGCCAGUUGAUUAUUCCAUAAAGUUCAAGCCCCAGCAGAGUCAUAGUCAGGAACGCAUUAAUGUGUUAUCUCACUAUAAAUGCCCCUAAGUGCCCACGCCUAACUUGCUUAUCUAGCAUAUUCUUCUUAUCCUGUGUAGGCAUUAAAACAUAUGUUGCAAGUUGCCCUAGCUAAACAUAGUUUUUUCUAUGUCUUUUUUGAAAAAGUUAGAAUGAGGAGUAUGUAAAAUUAGCAGAAUAAUUGUUUUCUUUAUGGAUCAGGUGGCCUUCCAAAAACUUUCAUAUAUUAAGAUUUAUGUUCUUUCAUGUGUUGAGACACACAUUUGUUAUUAUUUGCAGCACUUUAAAAAAAUAUGAAGUAAAAGUUUACAUGUUAGCCCUCUCUAGGGAUCUUGUUAAAGGCAUUAAAAAAUAAUUCUUGACCUGCUAACAAUCAGCUCUUCUUAAUCAAUAAUUGCCAUCAGUGUAUAGCGUAUCCAGUGGUACAACAUUCUGGUGUUUUGAUUACAGUGGAACUUGAUUUCAGUAACUUAGGAGCAUGCUCUGUGCCCUAGCAUUCAAAAAUUAUCUGUUUCUGUAAUGUGAUUGUUCUUUAUCAUUCAUUGUGCAGUGCAGUAUUCAAAUUUGUUCUUGUAGCACAAGGUUGGCUAUACCAACUUGGAAAAGACUAAAUUCUUAAAACUCUUCAUUUAUUUCUAAGCAAACUUAUUUUAAGGGAGCUGAUUUUUUAGCCUUAAAAGUAUCAUUUUUAAGUCUAAAGUGCAACACUUGAUUUUGAAUAAGCUAGUUCAUUAGCUAACAAUGUUCUCUUACUAAGAGUUAUAAUAUUUCAACACAUCUAAUUCAACUUAGACAAAAAAACUUGCCUGAUUUGGGGAAAGGGUUUUAUUAUUUUUUUUUUUUUCUUUUCUGAAAAUCAGCUGACAUUUUGUUUACAGUGCUUUGAAUAUUUGGCUUUGAAGAAAUUGUUACAUUGAUACUGAGUUGUGGGGUGCUGAUUUAGGUCUUGGUCCAUAUGAAUUUAAAGGAGAUUACUCUUUUAAAAAGUUUAAAGAGGAAAGGGGAUAAACAGAAAGAUCUUCAAAUGGAUACAUCUCUCCAGAAGAGAUCCUCAAAUGGAUACAUUCCCUAGUCAUGAAUAAUAGUUUUCAAAAAAUUUUUCAAGCAAUGCCUUUGUGUCCUCCUAACCCUCCUCACCCUUUUCUUGGCAUAGAAUGUAGCAGGGCCAUAACUGAGAAGCUUGUCAUUAAUGUAUAAACCACAAAUAGAAGCAUUUUGCUAUGAUGCCUUUUUAUACUUGUCUUUUAAAAAUACCCACAUCAAGGCGCUUAUGGAUGUGAAAAUAGGAUUUGGCUAAGUUGUAGGUAACAGGUUAACCUAAGAAAGUUUUAGAAUUUCUACGAAGAUUACAUGAGCCUGAUUUUAGAGCUGGUAUAGGAUAUGCAGUAAGUUGUAGUCCAUGAAUUACUUAAAAGGACCAGGGCACCUAAUUCUUGUCAGGUUUCCAGUCCACCUUGGUGCCAUUCAUGACUCAAGCUGUUUACAGGAAAUAUAAUUUCCAUAGCAAAGAGUAGUUUUUCCCUUUAAAGUAUUGAAUUCAGCUUAAAGUGCAAAAUAAAUAUGUGUAAGUUUGUCAAAAGGAAUAGAGAAUGACAAUAGUCCUCUAUUUCCUGUACUGAUGUAGUAGAGGUGGAGAUUCCUGAAGCAAGAAGGAAACCCCAGAUUGUCAAAUUUAGAGCUUAGAAUAUGACUUGUAAAAGUAGUUGGGAAGGGCAGAACAGAAGGAAGUUCUGUUUCUUGGCAUAUUUUUCUUUAUUAAGAUAGUGUUUUCUUGUUUUAAAAAUGUUCUUUUGUCUACUUGCCAGCAUUUUUUUUUUCAAAGUUAAUGCACUGCUGCUACCUGGGAGAUGUCUUACUUCAUUUUGUACAACUCUUAUGUGAUUUUGCCAUUGUCAUUAAGAUGAAUUGAUUUUAUUUAUGAGGUCUGUGAUUUUAAAUACCAAAUGCUGUAUGAAGUGACUUGUUUUGAAGGAAUAAAUGAAGUGAAAAUAC
Molecule: messenger RNA, 6804 nt
Organism: Canis lupus familiaris (dog)
Lineage: Eukaryota; Metazoa; Chordata; Mammalia; Carnivora; Canidae
Gene: YOD1
Product: YOD1 deubiquitinase
Exons: 2
Coding region: 663-1700 (345 amino acids)
Biological process (GO): protein deubiquitination; endoplasmic reticulum unfolded protein response
Cellular component (GO): nucleus; cytosol
Molecular function (GO): cysteine-type deubiquitinase activity; protein binding
Source: RefSeq, a predicted model, not a curated record